UACUUCAACCAACACAUGCCAAGCCUAGCCCAGCCUCAAACAUUUAGCCAUGUCAUUAAUUGCUCAACCGUUUCUUCCUAACUAUCAUCCUCCUUCUUCAACUCCAUGAGCUCUCUCUGUUCUUCAAAGCUAUAAAACUCUCUCCAGCUCCCCCAUCCCCGCCUGCAGGAGAUCUAGAUUCACAAAUCCUCUCUGGGCUUUCCAAUCUAAUCCCCAAAAACCAAAACCCAUUUCUCAGAGAACUCAAACACUCUGCAUCAUGGAGAUCUGUUCCAUGGCGCAACUCAAAUCUCAACCCCUCUGCCUCCUUCUACUACUAGCUCUCGGUUCUUUAUCACUUCUGAAGUGUUCUUUAGCUUUUCUCAAAUGGGUCUACGUUAAUUUCCUCAGACCUCCCAAGAAUCUGAAGAAAUACGGGUCCUGGGCACUCGUUACGGGACCCACCGACGGUAUUGGCAAGGGUUUCGCCUUCGAAUUGGCUCGUAAAGGUCUGAAUUUGAUUCUCGUUGGUCGAAAUCCCGAGAAACUCAAGGAGGUUUCGGAGUCGAUCGGAGCCAAAUUCGGGAAAACCCAGGUCAAGACUGUGGUUGUUGAUUUCUCUGGAGAUUUGAACGAAGGGGUUAAUCGGAUUCGUGAAACCAUUGAAGGUCUGGAUGUUGGAGUUCUGAUCAAUAAUGUUGGAGUUUCCUAUCCUUAUGCUAGGUUUUUCCAUGAGGUGGACGAGCAAUUGUUGGCUGAUUUGAUUAAAAUCAAUGUUGAAGGGACUACUAAGGUUACACAAGCGGUUUUGCCUGGGAUGAUUAAGAGGAAGAGAGGUGCGAUUGUUAAUAUUGGUUCUGGUGCCGCCAUUGUCAUCCCUUCUGAUCCACUUUAUGCUGUAUAUGCAGCCACCAAAGCAUACAUUGAUCAAUUCUCAAGGUGCCUUUAUGUGGAGUACAAGAAGAAUGGGAUCGAUGUGCAGUGUCAGGUGCCCUUGUACGUGGCAACGAAGAUGGCCUCUAUCAGAAGGUCCUCCUUCUUUGUUCCAUCGACAGAUGGUUAUGCUAAGGCUGCAAUGCGCUGGAUAGGCUAUGAACCACGUUGCACUCCUUACUGGCCCCAUACUGUUCUGUGGGCGCUGGCCCACUCUUUGCCUGAGUCCGUUGUUGAUGCUUGGCGUCUAAGGUUCUGCCUUGCAAUCCGAAAGAAGGGACAACUCAAAGACUCUAGGAAGAAGGAAUAGACAAGCAUUCUUCUCUCCUUCUGUUUAUCUACUUCCCUUUUUAUUAUUUGAUAUCUGUCUCAGAAUCAGAAGUUGCGAAGAUUUGGACUAGUAGGAUAGGCUGUUUGGGAGGUUAAUUUGAUUCCAAAACGUAGACUCUUUUGUGCCAUAAUGCUUCAAUUUAUAUCGUUUCAUGUGCUCUGUCAAUUUUAAUCUAAUGUGUUGUUCUUUACAAUUUCAA
Camellia sinensis is the source of this 1442-nucleotide messenger RNA. RefSeq names its product beta-ketoacyl reductase 1 (gene KCR1). Gene Ontology annotation, molecular function: ketoreductase activity. Gene Ontology annotation, cellular component: endoplasmic reticulum. The record is from RefSeq and is a predicted model, not a curated record. Lineage: Eukaryota; Viridiplantae; Streptophyta; Magnoliopsida; Ericales; Theaceae.